AUGGUUAAGCGCAGCAAAUUGCUUCAGGCUCUUGAUGCCCGCAAGGGUCGGGACUACGAUGCUGAGAAGCAGAAGAAGUUAGUGAAGGCGGCGGAGAAGAGAAAGGCUGGAAAGAAGACGGAUACGGAAGACGAGGAGAAGCCUGUUGAGGAGGAAAAGGUUGACCCCAAGAAUCUGAAAUCCAAGAAGCGCAACGCUCCUGAAGAAGAGACCAAGGAAGACGAGUCGAGCGACAACGAGGAGAAAGAGAACGCAGAGUUAGGCGAGGAAGAAGAGGAAGAAGAGGAGGAGGAGGAGGAAGAGGAAGAAGAAGAUAUUCCUCUUUCUGAUUUGUCCGAUGAUGAGAGAGAGGAUGUGGUUCCUCACCAACGUCUCACAAUCAACAACUCCGCCGCUAUCAAUGCUUCCAUCAAGCGCAUCUCCUUCGUCACCCGGCAGACUCACUUCUCAGAGCACAAUUCCAUAGUCUCGAAAGAGCCGAUCGAAGUCCCCGACCCUAAUGACGACCUCAACCGGGAAUUGGCGUUCUACAAGGUCUGCCAGGCCGCUGCUGCUACAGCACGCGGCUUGCUGAAGAAGGAAGGUGUUCCGUUCACUCGGCCCGGUGAUUACUUCGCGGAGAUGGUCAAGACGGACGAGCACAUGAGCAAGAUCAAGAAGAAGCUGUACGAUGAGGCCGCGGCGAAGAAGGCUGCCGCUGAAGCCCGCAAGCAGCGCGACUUGAAGAAGUUCGGAAAGCAGGUCCAGGUUGCCAAGCUGCAACAGAGGGCGAAGGAGAAGCGCGAGACGCUGGAGAAGAUCAAUGACUUGAAGAAGAAGCGCAAGGCUGAUUCGUCUGGACCCACCGACAAUGACAAUGAAAUGUUCGAUAUCGCCAUCGAAGACUCUAGCAAAUCCGACAGCCGCAAACGCGGCCGCGGCAAUGAGAGCGGCGGUCCGUCAAUGAAGCGCCAGAAGAAGAAUGAGAAGUACGGCUUUGGUGGUAAGAAGCGUCACGCCAAGAGCGGUGAUGCUAUGUCUAGUGGUGAUCUGAGCAAGUUCUCCGUCAAGAAGAUGAAGGGCGGCCCUAAGAGACCUGGGAAGAGCAGAAGAGCGGCAGCAAAGGGCCGGUCGUAG
Molecule: messenger RNA, 1116 nt
Organism: Aspergillus clavatus NRRL 1
Lineage: Eukaryota; Fungi; Ascomycota; Eurotiomycetes; Eurotiales; Aspergillaceae
Product: EBP2 family rRNA-processing protein
Exons: 3
Coding region: 1-1116 (371 amino acids)
Biological process (GO): ribosomal large subunit biogenesis; rRNA processing
Cellular component (GO): nucleolus; nuclear periphery; preribosome, large subunit precursor
Source: RefSeq, a predicted model, not a curated record